Mytilus trossulus (common blue mussel) is the source of this 1270-nucleotide messenger RNA. Its product is annotated as cytosolic iron-sulfur assembly component 2B-like. Gene Ontology annotation, cellular component: cytosolic [4Fe-4S] assembly targeting complex. NCBI's taxonomy places the organism in Eukaryota, Metazoa, Mollusca, Bivalvia, Mytilida, Mytilidae. Bases 137 to 622 code for a protein of 161 amino acids. The record is from RefSeq and is a predicted model, not a curated record. Gene Ontology annotation, biological process: iron-sulfur cluster assembly. The transcript is spliced from 5 exons.
AAAACUUCCGUCAUUUUGCAAAAGUCGAGAUUUCGUGAACGUCCCGGAAAUGAAAGAAAACCUAUAAAUUCCGAAACGGACGAAGAGAGUUACUCCCCUUUAUGUAUUUUCCGGAUUAGCAUGAAAUCACUUCAAAAUGUCCCAAAAUGAUUUAGACAAUGCAAAUCCUACAAUAUACGAAGUUGGUUCUGAGAGAGCGAUCCUACCAGAGGAACAGGAUGAAAGUGUUACAGAUAAAAUAGAUACUAGAGAAGUUUUUGAUUUAAUUCGUGUUAUAAAUGACCCUGAACAUCCACUGACAUUAGAGGAAUUGAAUGUUGUUGAGCAAAGCAAAGUUAUUGUUGAUGAUGAUGCUAAUAAAGUGACGAUAGAAUUUACACCCACAAUUCCACACUGUAGUAUGGCAACAUUGAUUGGAUUGUCUAUUCGGGUCAAACUUCUGCGAUCUCUGCCACCAAGAUUCAAGGUAGAUGUUUCUAUAACACCUGGAGCACAUGCAUCUGAAGAAGCAGUAAACAAACAAUUAGCUGACAAAGAAAGAGUGGCAGCAGCUUUGGAGAACAGUCAUUUGAUAGAAGUUGUUAAUCAGUGUUUGGAUGACCAGAAAAGAAAAAUAGCAUAGAGAUAUAUUUCCCCAUUUACCCAAAUCCAUGUCUUUUCAUCACUUUUCAGGCCUUAGGAACAUAAGUGUAAUGCAGAAUGUCUGAAGACUUUUUCAAAUAUAAAUAAUAACAAUUAAAACAAAUAGACACUUGAUUUACAACUGGACAACUUACAUAAUGUGUAGAAGGUUGAAGAAAGCCAAGGACUUUUAGUCAUAGAUGAAUUUUUAACACCUCCAAUAUUUGGCUGACUUGCUGUUUACUUGCUUGAAAAAAUAAUAGAAAAAAAAAUCUCUACCAAUGCCUACGGUACCUCAACAUAUUACAGUAGAGAAUAGCCAAAAAAUGUUAUUAACUCAUUUUUCUUUUGGUACAGUUAUAAAAAUUAGUUAUACCCAAGACACGUUAAUACAUUUUUGGUUAUUAAUAAUUAUUAUGAAUAUAUAUGUAAAUAAAUUGAUCAACAGUGACUUCAUGUAGUUAUUGCAUUCACAAGAUCACAUAGUCAUUAUGAGCUUUCAUGAAAAGUUUAUUGAAAACAGUAAAUUUAAGACAAUGUUGCAGUUUUUAGUGUCUUUUCAUUGUAUAAUUGUAUCAAUUUCAUUAAAUUGAACAUGGAAAGAUUUCAAAUUGAAUUGUGCAUGAAUGAAUAAAACAUCAAAACCUUC